Salvelinus sp. IW2-2015 is the source of this 7404-nucleotide messenger RNA. It is a transcript of the gene prrc2b, whose product is annotated as proline-rich coiled-coil 2B. Gene Ontology annotation, biological process: cell differentiation. NCBI's taxonomy places the organism in Eukaryota, Metazoa, Chordata, Actinopteri, Salmoniformes, Salmonidae. The record is from RefSeq and is a predicted model, not a curated record.
GAGAGCAAGGACUUUCUUUUUCAGGCCGGGUAGGUUGCCCACCAACAACUCAAGUAAACGGUCAAAUAGAUUAAGAGUCGGCAGCACAAUCACCAGCCAUCCUUUGAAGAAACGUAAUAUUUAGGAAUUAAAUCGCCAUUAUUGAUCACACGAAAUACUAACAAGUAAAAUCGAAAAAGAAGGCACAAGAAGAGGCGCAUAGAAACAUUUUCAUACUCGAUGACAUUACAUCGCAAUGUCCGAUCGUUUGGGGCAAAUAACCAAGUCCAAGGAUGGGAAAAGCAAGUAUUCAUCACUCAGCCUAUUUGAUAAGUACAAGGGAAAGUCUAUAGAAACUCAGAAAACCGCAGCAGUUCCGCGACAUGGCUUACAGAGUCUUGGCAAAGUGGCCGCAGCCCGGCGCAUGCCCCCACCUGCUCACCUGCCGAGCCUGAAGUCAGAGAACAAAGGAAACGAUCCCAACGUGAUUAUUGUGCCCAAAGACGGAACAGGAUGGGCAAACACACAGGAACAAACCGAUCAAAAGAGUUCCAUUGCAUCAACAGCACAGCUGCCGGAGUUGCAGCCACAGCUGGCUUUGCAGAAAUCUGUCUCCAAUCUCCAGAAGCCCACACCGGUAGCCAGUCAGGAGAGCACAAACACAGGUGGACCAAAGCAAUGGGCCCAGCUAAAUGGAAAGGCCGUAGAACUAGAUGGUUUAAGGGCUUCAAACCGACUGCAGCCCUUCUCUCACGAGGAAUUUCCAACACUGAAGGCUGCUGGGGAACAGGACAAGGCUGGCAAGGAAAGAAGCGCCUUCGAUCCGUCGUAUGGGCCCGGACCAAGCCUCCGCCCCCAGAAUGUGACAAGUUGGAGGGAGGGUGGUGGGAGGAACCUUGUGCCCUCAUCCCUGCCAGCAGGCCUGCCCUCAGAUUCCGAGGGCAAGGCCAGCGGCGUAGCUGAGACUGGGAGCCCCCCUCCACCUCUUCCCCCCUCUGCCGCCCUCUCUGCCUCUAUGAUCAGUCCCACCCCUGCCACCAUUGUCAGCGCCCCUCUAGUCCUAGAGCCCAAGGAGCCCUCUCUGCGCCCUGCCCAGCCCCUCCGCAGGCCCACCCCCCCUGCCCUGAACCAUCACCAGCUCCACCACCCUACCACCACCACCACCUACCACGACAUGCUGCCUGCCUUCAUGUGCACCAAAGAGACCCGUGAUGCUCCCGGCACUGCUGAACACACUGGCCCUGUCACUGUGGUCGCCCCAGUUCGCUUUGACAACCGGCCCACCUUCAGACAGCCCUACCCCAACAUCAACCAAGAGCCUGUCAAUGGUGAGGUUAGGAGAGAAGAAAACCGCUUCAUCCGUGGGCCCUCUCGCAACCCCUCCUCCAGACCCAUCCGUCGGCCCGGUGACAGACCCCCUCGUCCGGCCAUCAUCAACCCAGAGGACCUGAAGGAUCUGGACGAGCUGGACAACGACUGUGAAGACGGCUGGGCAGGUAUCCAUGAAGAAGUGGAUUAUGGCGAGAAACUCAAGUUCAGUGACGAUGAGGAGGAGCACGCCGAAAAGAACAAGAUGUGGGCUGAAUGGGAGAACCAGCGUCGCGAGCACCAGUUGUCGCUGAGCUCAGGAGAGGGGGCGUACCCCCAGGAGGGCCCUGAGGAGGAGGCUUACCUGGCCUUCCAGGAGCAGAUGGCCCACAGGAAGACCAACAGCAGGUUCCCCUCUGGAGAACCACAGGCCCAGCAGAAGAGCUCCGGGCCUGGCAUGGCCCACCAGGGUGAACCCCUGGACGACCAGGAGGAGCGCCAGGGCCCUGCCCGGGCCAAGUUUGUAUCACCGGAACUCUCGGAGGCAGUGGAGAGAGCUCGUCGGCGCAGGGAGGAGGAGGAGAGACGCGCCCGUGAGGAGAGACUCGCCGCCUGCGCCGAGAAGCUCAAGAGGCUAGACGAGAGGUUUGGGAAGACGGAGAGACAGUUGUCAAGGUCUGAGGAUGGAGUGAAGGAUGCAGAGAGCAAGGAGGCAGCACUGUCUCCUGGGAGAGAGAGCAAAACCCACCAGGAGAGCUGGCAAUAUGGCACGAAAGACACUGAGUGUCCCUUGGAGCACUCCCCCGGCCAGCAGGACUACAGGGAAGAGGGCACCUUGGGCUUCGCCCCCUACCGCAUUGAGGACGAUGGCGGGGCUGAUCCCACUUCUCCCCUGCCCGACUACACAAACCACCAGGCCUCCAAGCCCCUCCCGCCCCGCUUCCAAAAGCAGCAGCAGGACCAAGUGUAUAAAAUGCAGCACUGGCAGCAGCAGCAGUCUGGCCACCCCGCCCCCUCUGGCUCCAGCCACCCCCCGAGGGGGUACUACCCCCCACACAUGCUGGGCUUCGACCCCCGCUGGAUGAUGAUGCCCCCUUUCUUGGACCCCCGCAUGGCCCAGGGCCGCUCCCCCGUGGACUACUACCCCAACGCUGUCCACUCUUCAGGAAUGAUGAAAUCGAUGAUGCAGCCAGACCACCUGAACAGCCCAGGGUCCGCCUCUGACGAUGGCUGCCAUCCCAGCAUGCAUCAGGAGAGGAGGGCCCCCUCCACCGAGCCCUACCCCGUGUGGAACCAAGAUGGCUACCCCCCUCGCAGUUUCACCCCACCCUACCAGAGACAGCACGAGAGCUCAGACAGGAGCCAGCCAGACGACCGGAGUGACAGGACAUGUUCCCAGCAGGACUUGUACGAAGAGAGUGGCAACGAGUGCCUAGACCACCCAUCUGGUGACCUCUCCCAUCAGGCCUACCGCCAGAGCAAAGAUCCCGACAGGGAUCACCACCCGCACGACCAAGGCCUGCUCUCCUCAGCCCCGAGCCGGCCCCAGCAGCCGCAUGCAGACAGCGACUACCCCAAACAGGAGCCCAAAGACAGGUACCUGAAGGACGGCACUGAACCCUGUGAUGAAGUUUUCGACACCUCCAAGGAAAAGGUUUUUGACUCAGACUUCCAUAGGCGAGAUGGAGGCCAGAAGAAGGAAGUUGGUGUUGGUGGUCAGAACCAGUGGUCUGAUCCUGGCUCCAGCUCCCCUGCCAGCAGUGUAAGCCAGCCCUCUGAGACUGGCGGUAGGACCCUGACCCGUAGGACCGGUCCCAUCAAGAAGCCUGUGCUAAAGGCCCUCAAAGUGGAGGACAAGGAGAACGAGAAGCCCAAAGUGGAGGCUGAGGAGAAGGUAGUCCCUUACCGCUUGGAAAAGGAGGUGCUCACCAACGUAUAUGACCUGAAGAAAGACAACCAACCCCUAGUAAGUAACAGACGCUCGGCCUCGCCUGCUAUCGAGAAGCAGCCAGAAGAGAAGCAACAACCACCAGCUCCUGCUAAAAUAGAGCGGCCAGCCAGUACCCACAGUGAGGAUUUGCCGAAGGAGAACAGCUGGGACAGCGGAAAGAGCCAGUCCUCCAGAGACAGCCAGGAGAGCAGGGAGCCUGGUGCACCACGACGCAACAACUGGAUCUUCAUCGAUGAGGAGCAGGCCUUUGCCGGAGCCAGGGGAACGGGUAGAGGUCGGAGCCGUGGCGGCUUCAGGGAGUUCAGUUCCAGAGGAGACCGUGGUGGCCGGGGAGGCCGAGAGAACCCCAGAGGAGGCUACAACAACAAUAUCAACAGCAGGGACGCCGCUGGAACCCAGAGACCAGGCAGAGGCAGAGGACUGCCCAGGGACUUUGUCAAGGUGGAGGACCUGCAGAGGGGGAAGCCGAGGAGGCGCAACGUCAGCGAGACUCUGAGCGAGACCUCAGAGUACGAGGAGCUGCCCAAGCGGCGACGCCAGAAGGGCUCUGAAAACGGAGAGGGUGGCAGCUACCCAGAGCAGGGAGAGACCAGGAAGGCGGACCGAGACUCUUGGAGGUCCAACAAGGUGUACACGGAAGAACAGGCGGCCAGUGACGCCCGCGACAAGGCCAAAGCCAGCAGCAGGGGGUUCGGAGGCUUCGGCCGCUCGCUGCCUCCCAGACUCGAUACUGGCAGGGGCUACAACACCAGCCGAGGGUUCAACAAUGGCUCCAGAGACAUCUCCACCUGGAGGGGGCGGGGGACUCAGUUUGGCAGUGGCGGUGGGCCCAUGCAGGAGAACGGCUACGGCUUGGGCACCGAGACCUAUUCCAGGAGACCACCUGCAGAGCGUGAGCCCCUCAAAUACACCCCCAAGUUUACUGGCUCUACCGGUUCCUUCAUGGAGAACGGCGCUGAGGACCGCAGCGGGGAGGGCGAGUACUACAUCGACAGCGACAACCCUGGACAACAGCCGUUGAGAAGACGGAGGCCGCCGCGCCAGGACAAGCCCCCGCGUUUCCGCCGACUACGUCAAGAGAGGGAGCCCGGCAGCGGCCAGUGGACCAGCGAUGAGUACAUCAACGGAUCAGAAGGAUUCGCGAACCCCUGGCCGAGCCGCUCCAAGGAGGGAGGUAAAGAGGACGGCUGGUCCAGUGGCCACUACUCCGGAGGGGGUGGUAGGUCCGGUGGUCAGCACGGCCAGGCGGAGGACUGGGAGACUGGCUCAGAGAACAGCGACUUCAGCGACUGGAGGGAGAAGCGUGGUGGAGGGCAGCAGCAGCAGGCCCACGGGGGAGAUGUGCACUCAGACUCAGGCCACGGAGAUCCUGGGUCUGGAGAGAAGAGGGAGCUGGCCAAGAGGAGUUUCUCCAGCCAGCGCCCCCUGGUGGACCGGCAGAACAGGAAGGGUGAGGUGGAUGGGAACAAGAUGACACGCUCUUCAGAGAACCCUAACGCUCUGCCCUCCUGUAACAGGAACGACGGCUGGCAGAAUGGAGGGUCCUCCAACCAUAAGAGCAGGAGCCCAGAGGAGUCAGGCCCAGUCUACAAUGUUGAGCAGUCUGAGGAGGGCCACAAGGCCAACGAACCCUCGGGGAAGAAGCUGGACAAGGAGCUGAAGCCCAGGUCUGUGAAGGGAGACCUGGCCAAACCACUGUCUCAGUACGACCUCAACAGCUACCCCAUUGAGGGGGAUUCUGGGGGUCCUAGUCUAGACGGGUUCCAAGACCUGUCCAAGAAACAGCUGCGGCGCCCACAGGAAGACGACAGAAGGAGAAAGGAACAAGGAGCUCCUGUUCCAGGAAAGAACAGACCGAUCACCUCCAAGAUGCCCCCGCGGUUUGCCAAGAAGCAGGGUGGCAUGACCAUUGAUCAGCCAGAAGAGGGACUCUCUGCCAACAACCUGGGCACAGAAAUCUGGGAGACUAACAGCUCAGCUCUGUCAAUACAGUCAUCUGGAGGAGAUUCGUGGACCAAGCAGGUCUCCUUCACAGGCAGCGAGCCCAACUCUGAGGAUUCUGACGCGGGCCUUGAGCAGAGCAAGGAGCAGCACAAGCCUGGCCCCAUCGGCAACGAACGUUCACUCAAGCACCGCAAAGGCUCGGAGGGUGUGGAGCGUCUGGAGGGGAGGCCCAUCACGCCCGUCAACGGCGUGGACCUCCACGUGGACACGGUGCUGCCCGUGCCACCCAUCGAGUUUGGUGUCAGUGCCAAGGACUCUGACUUUAGUCUGCCACCCGGUUCCACCCCAGUGCCCGUGUCCAACCCUAUCGCCAAGCUGCAGGACGCCCUCGUCAGCAACCCGGCCCUGACCCAGGCCAUUCCCAUGCUGCGUAGAGACCACCUACAGCCUGGCAUCAACCUCAACCCCAUCUCUUUCCCCAGUGCUGACCUCACACUCAAGAUGGAGUCGGCCCGUAAGGCGUGGGAGAACUCCCAGUCUCUCCCCGAGCAGGGCUCUCCUGGUGGGGGUACCACUGGCGCCCAGCCCCCUUGCAGCGUGGGCUCCUCCAGCGGGGUGAGCUACAGCUCUUUCGGAGGGGUGUCCAUGCCCCCCAUGCCCAUUGCCUCCGUGGCGCCUUCCAUGUCCAUGCAGGGUAACCAUGUCCCCCCGCUGUAUCUGGACGGCCAUGUCUUUCCCAGCCAGCCUCGUCUGGUGCCCCCAACCAUGACCCAGCAGCAGAGCUACCAACAGGCGGCGGCUGCCCAGCAGAUCCCCAUCUCCCUACACACCUCUCUGCAGGCCCAGCUCGGUCUCCGGGGAGGCCUUCCCGUCUCUCAGUCCCAGGAGAUGUUCAACUCCAUUCCCUCCUUCAGGUCCCAGGUGUACAUGCAUCCCAAUCUGUCUCAGCCUAACCCCAUGGUGCUGUCAGGCGGUGGCCCUCUGAAGGGGCCCUAUUCGGCCUUCCCGGGCAUGCAGCCAUCAGACAUGGUCAAGCCCCAGUCGGGCUCCCACUACCAGCCCAUGAACGGCAGCCAGGCCAUGGUCUAUGACGGCCAGAUGAACCAGGGCCCUGGCAUGAGCUCCUCCCAGCUCAUGGACUCCCAGCUCAUCCAGGUGACCAUGCCCUUGCCGGGCUCCCAGCUGCGUUAUGGCUCUGCCCAGCAGCACCUCAUCCUGCCCCAAUCCAUCCAGCUCCAGCAGGGCCAGAACCUCUCCGUCGGAGCCGCCCGCAGGAUGCUCCCCCCUGGCUCCCAGCCCCCUGUCAUGACCGGCAGCAGAGAGAAUUUCCCAAUGUCUACUGGUCCGUAUACUACUUACAAGACCUCCCAGAUGGAAAUGAAAGGCUUCCAGUUCUCUGACAAGCCCAAUCACUCCCAGGGCAUGCCUGGAGGAUACAACAGACCAGGGUCUGCCAGCCCCAGUGGGAAGCAGACUGGCCCCGUGGGCCCUCUGCCUGGGCAUUACACCCAGCAGAAGACCUCAUCCAUGCAGGCCGUUCAGCAGCGAGGCUGGGCUUGCAGUGGCCCUGGCCUGACCUGUAGUUGCUGCUACAGAGACCCGGCCACCGGCUGGUAUGAGGCCCUGCUGUGCCCCCUACACGGCAAGGUCCCCCCUCCCCAGGGCAGCAUGGUUAUGCACAUGCGUCCCCCCACCACCGGCCCCUUCCCCACCCCCAUCCAGAGACCUGUCAUGCAGGUCAACAAGACAGUCAUCAUCCGCUCCCCCCCUUACCCCAAUCCCGGGCGCGAGCCACCCCACUCCACCCCCCCCUCGGCCCCCGAGCCCACCGUCAAGGGGCCGGAGGAUGGCAUGAAGAGUAAAGCCCUGCGAAAUGGGCACCAGCUGGUGGGUGAGGGGAAGGCACUGUCGUGGGGCCUGAUGACCAGCAAACUCCAGGAGUCCCUUCCCGGCUGGCAGGGCAAACCAGCACCAUGCACCUGAGCCAUCAAACCCCAGGCUGUCAAAGUGGAGGGCAAGGCAUGGCAACGGACCUUCAACCUCCACCCAACCUGCCUCUGGAAGACACAACCCCGUGCACCCUCUUUCGACCCACCUCCCAGCCUUCUAUUGCCAACCCCCAGAUCGGGCGCCAAACUAAGGAGCAGGCAGGCAUACUGUACCAACUCCCCGAACUACCAGAACCGGACACUUAUUAUUAUUAAACCACGUGUUGUGGUUGU